GGCUCGGCCUUCGAGGGCCGGCGGUUGGCCUGCGCCGCGGUGCUGGUGAGCGAGUCCCUGGAGAGAGCGGCCUUCUACGGCAUCACCUGCAGCCUGGUGCUUUUCCUCAACAGCGACCCGUACUUCUGGCUCGGGACCGAAGCCAGCCAGACGCUGCUCAUCUUCAUGGGCAUCAGUUACCUGGUGUCGCCGUUCGGCGGCUGGCUGGCCGACGGCUGCCUGGGCAAGUUCCCCGCCAUCGCCCUGAGCAUGGCGGUGUACCUGGCGGGCAUGCUCCUCUUCCCCUUCCUCUCCUGCGAGUCGACCAGGAGCGGCCUGUGCGGGGAGUUCAGCAGCUUCCCCAUCUUGGACCGUCGGUGUUUCGACGGCAACAGUACCGGCACCGGCGAAUGCUCCUUCCGGCGGAGCAGCUAUUGCGCACCGGUCGUCUACCUGGGGCUGGUCCUGGUGGCCCUGGGGGUUGGAUCCCUCAAGGCCAACAUCACUCCUUUCGGUGCAGAUCAGGUGAAAGACCGGGGUCAAGAAGCUACUCGUCGUUUUUUCAACUGGUUCUAUUGGUCCAUCAAUUUGGGUGCAAUUGUCUCAUUGGGUGGCAUUUCAUAUAUUCAACAAAACUGUAGUUUUCUCCUCGGAUACAUCAUCCCAACCGUUUGCUUGGGAGUCUCUUUCCUCAUCUUCCUGUGCGGAAAAUCGGUCUUUGUCUCAAAGCCACCGGAUGGCAGUACCUUCUCAGACCUGUUCAAGAUUCUGUCUUAUGCAUGUUUUUCAAGAAAACAAAGCAAUGAACAAGUAAAUGUCAGCCACAGCCAAAAUGGGAUCUACCCACCAGCUCCUCAACCAAGCUUUUUGGAUUUAGCAAAGACAAUCCAUGGUGGUCGAUUCCCAGAGAAUAAGGUGGAGGAUGUGAAGGCUUUUGCCAAAAUCAUUCCAGUCUUCCUAGCUCUAAUUCCCUAUUGGACAGUUUAUUUCCAGAUGCAGACCACAUACGUUUUGCAGAGUCUGCACUUAGAGAUCCCAACAUUUUUUAAUAAGAAUUCUGGAAACGUAAGCACCUCAUUCCUGAGUUGUGAUCAUAAGCUUCCAGCAGCCUGGUUCACCAUGUUUGAUGCAGUGCUUAUUCUGAUCCUGAUCCCAGUGAAAGACAAAGUGGUAGACCCCAUUUUAAAGCAAAAAGGGAUACUCCCAUCGCCAUUGAUGAGAAUUGCUUUGGGCAUGUUUUUUGUCAUGUGUUCUGCAGUGGCAGCUGGAAUCCUUGAAGACCAGCGAUUGAAUAGCCUACGAAAUGGAACCAUUCCACAACAGAUUGGAAAUGUAUUGUACAAUGCUGCACCCCUAUCAAUAUGGUGGCAAAUUCCCCAGUAUGUAUUGAUUGGGAUUAGUGAAAUAUUUGCAAGCAUAGCGGGUCUCGAGUUUGCCUACUCAGCCGCCCCCAAGUCUAUGCAGAGUGCCAUCAUGGGAUUGUUCUUUUUCUUCACCGGUGUUGGCUCAUUUGUUGGUUCGGGGCUUCUAGCCUUGGUAUCCAUUGACUCAAUUGGAUGGAUGAGCUGCCAGAGUGACUUUGGUAAUAUCAACAAAUGCCACAUGGAAUACUACUUCUUCCUGUUGGCAGCCAUACAGUGUGUGACGCUGCUCAUUUUUAUUAUUGUCUCUGUGACGUACGACAGCAACAAAUCCAAAACCAAUGUUCAGUCUGUCAACACCAGAAGCUGAGACAGAUUGGAGCCGUUUAUCAGGUCAGCAAGUAAAGUGGAACCGUUACUAGCAACACAUCAUGUUUGCCAAAGGAUUUGUAGCUGCUCUUGUCAUUUAUGCAAAGAAGGAAGGAGGUGUACAGCCUCCCCUGGGCUCGCUUCAUAGAGACUGAGUUGUUAAGCCUGGGGGUUUUGUGCCUGAAUCACGUCUGCUUUAUUUUGCAUAUUAGUUUGCACUAAGUGUAAGUUCAGCAUUUCCUGGCAGGCACUACAGAUUGCUCAAAGCCAUUGCAUUUCUGUGGAUAAGCCAGCAUUCCUUUUAGUCCUACAAUUGAAGUUGCUAAAAGCACUGAUGGAACUCCAUGUGGCAGUCAGUGACUCAUUCUAGUAAAAUGUUUUGUAGUUUUCAAAAUUCAGCAGAACAUUGUUUUUAUUAUUGUAAUGUAAGUGGAUAUUAUGGCUUUAUAUAGUGAUCCAGGAAAGCUACUGGACUAAUCUUUACUUGUUAGUAUUGUUAGACUGUCAUUUCCAAGGAGAUAGGCUGAUUAUUUUUAUCAUUUUGUAUAAAAAUACAAGUGGAACUUGCAGCUUUUGAGAAUUGUUUUAUACAAGUCAAAAUGAAUGAAGAAAUGCCAUUAACUUUGUAACUAACUAGUUCCUCACUGAUUACAGCCAUGGAUACCAGGGUUGGUCUUGUACAUCACUGGAGUUGAAAGACUUGGAAUAUGUUAACUGCUGAUCAUAUGAACCCACUGAAUCAUAGAUAGUGUAUUGGACACAUCGCUCAAAGAGUUGGUGGCUGGCUUUAAUUGUACGUAAUUUCUUCUGACUUUUUUUAAAAUACAUUAAUAACGGUAUUCCUGUUUUAACCAGGGUAUCAGGCAGACUAAAGGACUAGAUUGGCCCACCCAGUCUCAUUUUUAAAUUUUAUUUUUUAUUGAGAAUGAAUUGAACUCCAAAGAAAUGGGGAGCUGAUGUCCUGGAAAGGCACAUUGUCAGAGAAUUGUACUGUGUGAUGCCAAACUAAUGUAGAUUCACUUUAAAAGGAGAGCAGGUCCCUUGCCCUGAUGGCUGAAAAGAUCCAGCCAGAUUUGCCGUGUGUGUGUGUGUGUGUUUAUUGGACAGUAAAAUGAUUCCUUCUGCAAACAUGGUUUGUAGUGGGAAAUACAUUUUUGUUGCGGAUUUCUUGGUCCUGUUUAUUUAACUUAUGACACUGACUUCCUCCUGUUUUUAUGUUUUUUUUUCUAUGAUGCUAAAGAGCGAUAUUUAUAUUCAUUUUAAAUGUAGUUCAGCUGAACUAAAAAUCCACAAGGAGCAGUUGCGUGGUGUGACUUAAGUUCUGGAUAAAUGUCAACAAUUUCUAAAUUAAGCGCAUUAAAAAAAUUAUUAUGCAAUA
Messenger RNA from Callorhinchus milii (elephant shark), 3087 nucleotides. RefSeq names its product solute carrier family 15 member 4 (gene slc15a4). NCBI's taxonomy places the organism in Eukaryota, Metazoa, Chordata, Chondrichthyes, Chimaeriformes, Callorhinchidae. Gene Ontology annotation, molecular function: transmembrane transporter activity. Gene Ontology annotation, biological process: transmembrane transport; oligopeptide transport. The record is from RefSeq and is a predicted model, not a curated record. Gene Ontology annotation, cellular component: membrane. The transcript is spliced from 8 exons. The coding region runs from base 166 to 1710 and encodes 514 amino acids.